AUGUUGGCUAUAUUUUGUUUAGCAAUCGUUCUUCCUCUCAGUUUCGCUGGUCCAAAAGAACAAAUCGUUGGUGGCUCUCCGGCAGCAACUUGUCAAUAUCCAUCAAUAGUUCAUUUACUCAUUGAUACUGCUAAAGGUACUUUCGAAUGUGGUGGUACACUAUUGGACAACCAGCAUGUUUUGACCGCUGCCCAUUGCUUCGCCCCCGGAACUCGUUCAGUUUCUGUAAAUAUUGGUACCAAUAAUAACGAACAGCCGGGUCGAUAUGUUAUGACAGCUACUAAAUGGAAAGUACAUUCUCAGUAUUCUCCUGACCCCAUGCGUAACGAUAUUGCUAUGAUCCGUCUGCCUAAGCCAGUGUCAUUCGGAAAUUGUGUGGCCCCUGCUGCUCUUCCUGCCCCAGGACAGAAAUUUGAUGGGAAAAAAUGUAUUGCAGCUGGAUGGGGUAGAACUGGAGUGGAUGAGAGUUCGACUGUCGAACUUCGACAUGUAUCGAUGCCAGUUGUUGCUCACCGUGUCUGCAAAUCGAGAAUGUCCUAUGCCUCUCUCGCAGAUCAACAUAUUUGUGGAGGUGAUUUCAACUAUGGCGGUGCCAGCACUUGUAUGGGUGAUUCUGGUGGUCCUUUCUAUUGCCCCACCGGAAAUGGCAACAUGGUUGUGGCUGGCAUCACAUCAUUUGGUUAUGACUGCGCUAUUGAUGCUGCCAUAUUUACCAGUGUUUCACACUUCAGGAACUGGAUCGACACCGCAUUGAGGACUUUAUAAAUUCUUGCAAGACGAUGAAACUCUACAUUGUACCUGACAUCUCAACUAUUUUUUAAUAAAAUAGAUUUUUA
Molecule: messenger RNA, 836 nt
Organism: Octopus sinensis (East Asian common octopus)
Lineage: Eukaryota; Metazoa; Mollusca; Cephalopoda; Octopoda; Octopodidae
Product: chymotrypsin-1
Exons: 6
Coding region: 1-765 (254 amino acids)
Biological process (GO): proteolysis
Molecular function (GO): serine-type endopeptidase activity
Source: RefSeq, a predicted model, not a curated record